Cherax quadricarinatus is the source of this 320-nucleotide messenger RNA. The record is from RefSeq and is a predicted model, not a curated record. NCBI's taxonomy places the organism in Eukaryota, Metazoa, Arthropoda, Malacostraca, Decapoda, Parastacidae.
AAAACCUUGAAUAAAGCUUUUCUUUUCUUACAGCUGCAACAUCUGCCUCCUGAGUGCACUGACUGGUACUCCACAAUGAAUAUCGGUGUGCGCAGCAACCUUGUAGCUUUAGGCUGUGGGGCGAGGUUAUGGUAUCCUGUGCAUGAGGCAAUGGUGACACUCACGGGAUCGCAAACUGUCAGGUGGAUAAAACCACGAUGGGUUCCUGUAGCUAAGAGCAAAAUGUUCCGUAUUCCUGAGCGCAAACCCCUCCCUCCGGAGGAAGAGGUUGAGCUAAGAUGCUUGUACAACAAUUACUAUAUGGCGAUGAGGGCCAUCAG